Messenger RNA from Schizosaccharomyces cryophilus OY26, 5133 nucleotides. RefSeq lists its product as uncharacterized. NCBI's taxonomy places the organism in Eukaryota, Fungi, Ascomycota, Schizosaccharomycetes, Schizosaccharomycetales, Schizosaccharomycetaceae. Bases 1323 to 4484 code for a protein of 1053 amino acids. The transcript has a single exon. Gene Ontology annotation, molecular function: nucleic acid binding. Gene Ontology annotation, biological process: DNA integration. The record is from RefSeq and is a predicted model, not a curated record.
UUGUUUGUUUACUUACUAGUUUUAGAUUACUAUAUAAACGCCCUUCUCCUCAGCCAAAAUCUUCAGUUAGGAAGAUUUUUGCUGGCAGAGCUAAUAAACUUGUUCGAUAACAUAUUCAUUAGUAUCACCAGGACGUUACUAAAGAUAUAUCACUCCAGAUAUUAGUGACUUAUUUAAAAGCAUCCAGCUUGACGAUUCAAGCAACUAUAACUGUAUUCCACUCUCACACUUAUUACUAUACGGAGUAUUUUCCCGUGACAGUAUUAAAAAUAAAUUAUCUUCCUAACUGCAGUGGAAUUGUUAGAUCUGAAUACCCAAAUCCAUAAGGCAGAAUGUCUCAAAACGAAUUGAGUCCAAAUACAAUCAGCAAAUAUUUUCAACAAUGCGAAGAGCAUAUGAAUGAGUUAACGACUAGAAUGAGUCUAGUGACGCAAGAAAUGAUUGAUAUGAAGAAAGAAAAAGAACAAUCAUCCCAAAUGGAAAUUGAUGAAGAUUACAUAUCCGAAGAAAAUACUGACAUUAUCAAAAUGACUAUAAGAGCUUAUGGAGAAAACGCUCAGGCAUAUAUUUCACGAUUAAAUCAGAAAGAACCCGACUUAUAUGACUCUGAGAAAGAAUCGACAAAAGUCUUUUUAAAGAAAUUAGAAAAUGUUUUCGAAUUGUUACCAUUGGUAUUCGUUUCAGAUCGAGAGAAAAUAGGAUAUCUUUAUAACAGAUCUCCUGAAAAUCUUAAGGAAAAGAUAAAAGAAUCCGUUAAGAAACCGGGACCACAUAGAACAUUCAAAAAUAUUUAUAAUCAAGUUUAUUCGAAAGAACAAUUUUCGACUUGGUUGACUCAAUUACAUGCAGUCAUGGAUCAAGCAUUGAAACUUGAAGUAAAUACGAAAGAGUACAGACAUUGGUUCGAAGAAUUAGAUAACGAAACAAGAUUCAAAAUGCAUCUUUUCAUGGUACAUCCUUUUGCUAUAAGAAAAGAACUUCUUAGAAACAAUUAUGAAACUGGUGAUUAUGACAAGUCAAUAAGCACCACGAAAGAAAAGUUUCGUUACGGCAAUUCCCGAAGAUAUGAGAAACAUAAUGGACGAAUAUUUUCAAAUUCGAAACCCUUAAACAAAAGGUUUCCUAGUAAAGACGAAUUUAAGAAAAGCGAGAACGAUAAACCAAAGUAUAAGAAGUCAGAAUGACUAGAUGAUCGUUAUCCAGUACAACAAGCCGAAACAAUUGUUGUAAACCAAAUCCGUGAUACUUCAUCAGUGUCUCAGAAGGGGGGACGCUCCCAAUUUAAAAAAAUCAAAUUAGAUAAUUUGGAAACUGAAGCACUUAUGGAUUCUGGAGCAGAUGUAUCUCUGUUAAGAGAGGAUUUAGCGAAGCAAAUCACACGGGAAUUUGAUAAAGAAGACCGAACAUUUGUAGGCAUAACUAAACACAUUCUAAAAGUUACUGGAAAGUUAACAUUACCAGUGGAAAUUCGAGGAAGAAAAUACCACGAAACAUUUACUAUAUCGCCAAGUAUUGAAGAAGACGCCAUUAUCGGUUGGUCAUUAAUUGAAAAGAUGAACAGAUUAGAAGGUUUAAGCAAAAUUGAAAUAAAAGAAAGCCACGAUGAGAAUUUUAAGAAAAAUGAGGAAAUUCAAAAAAUUUUGAAACCUUUUUCAGAAAUUUUUGAGGAACCUACUAGGACUCCUUUACCUGAACACUCAGAGAGUGAUUUAAAGAUAGAAUUAACAGAAGAAUUACCAACGUAUUCGCCAAAAUUAAGACCUUAUACACAGAAGGAAAGAGAAUGCAUAAAGGAAAAGACUGACGAAUUAUUAAAGCAAGGCAGGAUUCGUCGAAGUUCUUCAAAGUUUUUAUGUGCGCCAUUGAUUGUUCCAAAAAAGGGAACAGAUAAAUAUAGAAUGGUAGUAAAUUACAAGCCUUUAAAUGCAAUAACAAAAAGGGAUAAAUAUCCGAUACCUAACUUCGAAGAAAUUAUAAAUUGGUUAAACGGAGCCAGAGUUUUCUCAACAUUAGACUUGAAGGACGCAUAUCAUUUAUUAAGAAUCAGGGAAGGAGAUGAGUAUAAAACUGCUUUUAGAACACCUUUCGGAUCAUUUGAAUAUACAGUUAUGCCAUUUGGCCUGACAAAUGCCCCGGCAAAUUUUCAACGACACAUAAAUGGAAUAUUACAUCCAUACAAUGGCAUUUUCGUGAUUAUCUAUUUGGACGAUAUUCUCAUUUAUUCUUCGUCAAUAGAAGAACAUCGUUCACACGUGCGAAAAGUUUUGCAAAAACUGCGUCAAGCAAAUUUAUAUUUAAAUGCGGAAAAGUGUCAAUUUUUUCAGAAUAGAGUGAAAUUUCUAGGUCACAUAUUUUCCGACGCGGGUAUGGAAGUGGACAAGGAACGAAUUCAAGCAAUCACCAAUUGGCCGCAACCAAAUACUCUUAGAAGAUUAAGAUCCUUCUUGGGUUUUGUUAAUUAUUCUAGGCGAUUUAUGCCUAAUUUAUCAAGAUUGGCUAGACCGCUAUAUGACUUAACAAAGAAAAAUGUAAAGUUUAAAUGGACAGAUCGUCAUCAACAGGCUUUCAUUCAAGUAAAGCAAACACUUGAAAAUGUAUCAAUUCUAAGUCAUUAUAAACCAGGAAGAGAAACUCUAAUGGAAACGGAUGCUUCUGAUUAUGGUAUAGGAGCUAUUCUAUCACAAAAACAGGAUGACGAGAAAUUCCAUCCGAUUGCGUUCCAUUCCGCUUCAUUUACCGACCAACAAAAGAUAUGGUCAACAUGGGAAAAAGAAGCGUAUGCCAUCAUAACAUCGCUCCGCAAAUGGUAUCAUUUUCUAGCAGAUACGGACAAACCGUUUAAAAUCCUAACAGAUCACAAAAAUUUGACGUCUAUGUUCACGAACAUACGUACAGACACUAGGCCAAAAAUAAAUAGGUGGGCAGCGGAAUUAGAUUCUUAUAACUUUGAAAUUCAAUAUCGACCUGGACGGAAGAAUGAACCAGCUGAUGCUUUAUCUCGCAGAGAUGAUUUAAAAACUCAAGUUAUCAAUCGUGUUUUAGUAACCGAUGGCAUCACGAAUAUUUUUGAUUAUUUAAGGAAAGAAUAUGACCGGCAUCCAGAAUUUAAGGUUAUUCUUGAUGGUAUAAAUGAUAGUUCCAAUUUUUUGGUACGAAAUGGCUUAAUUAUCAACGAACUUGGUCAAGUCGUAAUCCCAAAAGUUCCACAAUUAAUUCAGGUUAUCUGUAACAAAUUUCAUGAUCAACCAACUUCAGGAGGUCAUCGUGGAAAAAUAUCUACUACUAACCGCAUCAGAGAAAAAUUUUACUGGAAAGGUAUGACAGUUGAUAUACAAAAUUAUGUUAAAAAUUGUAACAUAUGCCAAAAGUAUAAGACGCGCAAUCACAAACAAUAUGGAUAUCUGCAACCUUUGCCAAUAGCAGAAAAGCCUUUCAGUCAUAUUUCCAUGGAUUUUAUCACAGGACUACCAAAGUCUCAAGACAACGACGCGAUUUUGACUAUCGUAGACAGGUUUACUAAGAUGGCUUGGUUUAUACCAUGUAACACAUCAGUUACAAUGGACGAUUUAAUAAAAAUAUUUAAUGAUCGAUUCAUCGGAAAUUAUGGUUAUCCAACUGAUAUUGUUUCCGAUAGAGGAUCCGUUUUUACUUCCGAGAAAUGGCGACACUUUGCGCACAGUCAUCAUAUAAACCUAAGUUUGUCAUCAGGAUAUCAUCCACAAACAAAUGGACAGACCGAAAGAGUAAAUCAUAUACUCGAAAAUUAUCUUCGUUGUUACAUUAACAAACAAUCCGAUAAUUGGGUAAGUUAUCUUCCUCAAGCACAGUUAUGCUAUAAUUCUGCACAACAUUCUGCUACGAAGAUCGCACCUUAUACAGCCGCCUUCGGAAGACCAGCAAUAACAAACGAUUGGGAUAUUAAAAUGAUAGAAGAAACAGGUAUAACCCUAACACAAGAUCACAUAUAUACCGCUGAACAAAUACAUGAAAGGAUUAAUCAUAAGAAUAAAGAAUAUGCGGAAUAUUAUAAUCGGAAAAGAAGUCGUGCCCCUGUUUUCAAACAACAUGAUUUAGUUUUGGUGAAAAAAGGCAAAGUCGGAUUUUUUCACCAACAACAUAAACUCGAUUCAACAUAUGCAGGACCAUUUAGAGUCGAAGAAAGAGUUGGAGAUCACAAUUAUACCUUAAGCUUUCCAGAAAACAUUCGACGACGUUAUCCUUCUAGUUUUCAUGUUUCUGAACUAGAACCUUUCAAUGAUGAUCUUACUUAUAACAAUUUCAAACAAACCAUUCAGAUAGAUGGAAUUUUAGACGUCGACGAUUUUAAAAAUCCAUACCUUUAUUUAUGCUUAUACAACAAACGUCUUACCAAUGAAAAAUUCCAGACUACAGCCUGGAUUCCGCAAGACAUCGUCCAUAACUUAGCCGCCGAUAAAUUAAAUGACUUUACUCAACGCGCUUCUGCAUCACAGGAACCGCAAUGACUAUAAGAUUCUCCCAUAACCAACGGAGUGGUAGAAUCUUAGGACGGGAGGUGUCAGAGCAACCACUAAUAUUAUUACAAAUUAUUUUGUAAUGAUUAUGCUAUGGAGUAUAUUACUAUAUAUCAUUGUUUACAAACAAUCAAACUGGGAAAACAGACGGAAAGUGUAACCAAUCAUCAAGAUAUAGUUAAACCUUAUUGUUUGUUUACUUACUAGUUUUAGAUUACUAUAUAAACGCCCUUCUCCUCAGCCAAAAUCUUCAGUUAGGAAGAUUUUUGCUGGCAGAGCUAAUAAACUUGUUCGAUAACAUAUUCAUUAGUAUCACCAGGACGUUACUAAAGAUAUAUCACUCCAGAUAUUAGUGACUUAUUUAAAAGCAUCCAGCUUGACGAUUCAAGCAACUAUAACUGUAUUCCACUCUCACACUUAUUACUAUACGGAGUAUUUUCCCAUUUUCCCGUGACAUUUAAUUCCCUUGAAAUACAUAAUUAUACGGUGUAGGAUUUCUGUCAUGACAUAAUUAUAGGAUUAGAGGUUCUUGGUGAACAUACAGACCCACAACCAGGAUAAAUACAGGUUUCUUCAUUAUAUCAAAGUGGUAGGAUAAGUAACAGCGAGCUUACCCAUCAAUUUGUUACUUAAAAUAGUA